CAUAAUGAUAACACAUUAAGGGCUACAUGCAUUAGUGAGUAUGAAAACUCCAAUGUUUACAAAAUAGAAUAUGUGGAAAUGGUAGUAAGAUUACAGACAAUAAAGUUUCUAUUCGUUCCGGUAUUAGCUUAUCGACGUCACAUAAAUCGAUGAAACACCAACGCUGCCACGCACAGAAGGUGAGGAGUUUCGUCCGUUUAUCCCCCGGCUUCUCGAAUCUAAAUUUUGGUUAUCCACUGUUCGUGCUAUUCUCAUCAGCAUAUUUUGCACGUUCUUCCCCUUCCUGGAUUUACCGGUGUUUUGGCCCAUACUGGUUCUCUACUUCAUUAUGCUUUUUACGCUGAUGAUGAAACGGCAAAUAAAGCACAUGAUCAAAUACCGUUAUGUACCGUUCAGUUACGGGAAGCCGAAACACACAGGGAAUAAUAACAAGGAGACUGGUCCGCCAUCAGACGUACUCAAUUCGUGAGGCAGUUCGUCUGACGUUCCAGUCUUGCCACCUGAGCCUGUCUCAUCCCUGUCCUCACCAUGUAUAUAAGCCGUUCGAGGCAACAAUUAACCUUCCGGAUCUUAAUCUCACGUCGACCGUUUUUUAAGAACGAGCGAGUUCUAUCUUUUUGUGUGAUCUGUUAACCACCUGUGUCUGUUUUAUGGCUUAUUUUGUCAGUUUCUCGGAUGAUUUGUUCUCUAACAGUGCUGUGUUUUUGAUGGAUACAUUGUUUCGUUGUUCUGGAUUCAUCGAAUACUCUGGAUCCAGUGUUACCCGCUUAUGGUUGGCUGGGAAAACGGAACCAGUUAUGCUAUGCGUAGACAUAUUAAUCACAGGCCAACAUUUUCUUCCGGGUGGUUGGAUGGCCAUGAUAAACUGAUCGGGCACCGAGAUUUCAAAAGGUUAUGUCUAUUCAUAGAUCGGUUAUCGUAUGAAUUACAUGUAGCAGGCGCGAACAGUACACAGAAAAACGAUUGUCGCUCCCGAAAAAUACCAUCAAUUUUUUAUGUAACCUAUAGAUAGUGAUCCUCUCUUUCUGUUUGUAAAAGCGAAUCGAGUCCUAGGUACACUGCCUGUAGCGGCUACCAUGCACACCGCACCAU
Molecule: messenger RNA, 1092 nt
Organism: Opisthorchis viverrini
Lineage: Eukaryota; Metazoa; Platyhelminthes; Trematoda; Opisthorchiida; Opisthorchiidae
Exons: 4
Coding region: 770-1012 (80 amino acids)
Source: RefSeq, a predicted model, not a curated record